Molecule: messenger RNA, 1393 nt
Organism: Daphnia magna
Lineage: Eukaryota; Metazoa; Arthropoda; Branchiopoda; Diplostraca; Daphniidae
Exons: 10
Coding region: 140-1378 (412 amino acids)
Source: RefSeq, a predicted model, not a curated record
UCGAACUGUUUCAUCUGGCAACGUGAUUCACACUGAGGCGCUCGUUCUGUUUAAAUUUUCGUAAAUAACAGGAUUUCUCGGUGUAAUACGAUUGGCUUUUCAGUUUUUCUUUUCUGGAAGCUUUAUUCUUGAAAACAAAAUGCGGUUCUUCAUUGUAGAUCAUCGCCAUUUUCUUCCCAGAGAUUGCCGCCUUAUCACCGUUUGUCAGGUUCUAAGGGAAAUUGCCAUCUUUGGCCGAGCAACUUCAUGGGUGAAUUUUGGUAUGGCCACUGUUGGAGAAAAUAUGUGCACAAAUGUUUUGUCCCUGCAAGACAUGAAGCACAUAUCUCUUUUUGCAUUCAACAAAGCUUUUGAUGAUCUUUCCAAAAUCAUUUGUAACAAUAAUGCUAUUUUUGGAGCAAAUUUGGCAGAAAAUAAGCAAAAGUUAUUGAGCAACAUUACUUUUGCACUGCAAAGUGCAAUGAAGCAGUUUAAAGAAGUGAAAGGAAUAAAACAAAACAAAAUAUUAGUGACCAUAAUAACUGAAAAAUGGGGAGGAAAUGUGGAACGAGAAGUUGCGGAAUUUUUCUGUUUGAACGAAGAUGCGACCAGGAAUCAGAUUCAGAUCAUAGAGAUUACCAGCGAUAACUCAUUGAAGAAUCUUAUGCUUUCGGAUAAAAUUCGGAUAUUUUCGCUACCAACUAAAGGUCUUGAUAUAAGUGUUCAAGCAGUUUUUAAAGCUGAAACGCGAUCUUCUGAGCUGACGCUAAGUUUUCCUGAUAACGGUCUCAGUAUAAUAGCAAAAGUUGAAGAUUUUUUCAUUGAUUUUGGUUUUUUUCGACGAGAAAUUCCUCAAAACUUGACCGUUACUUCAUAUGCCUACUCGAUGGAUUUGUGUCAAAUCCGCGUGCAAGGUCAAUGUCUUCUGCUGUCUUGUAAUGAUGUAGACACUCCAAACUAUUACCGAUGGGAAGCUCUCAGCAAAUUGAUGCACAACAACGGGACCGUGUUGAUCGCAAAAGAACACAACACAUUUUCUAACUACGUUCUUACUCCGUGCAGCAACCUCCGGAUUCUAAUGCAACCGAUGGCUUAUAGCAAGUUGAUGUUGCCAAUAACCAAUUUUAAAACGUCAGACCUAAUCUCUAAUGAUUUUCAAGCUGUUGCAAAAAAUUACGAGUUGGUUGAUAGAUAUGGCUUUGGCCCUAAAUCCAAUUUAAUCGACUAUCUUAUAGACGAAUGGAACAGGGAACUACCCUACCACCCUGCUGAUUCAACAAACCCUAAACAAAGGAAACAGAAUGUGCCCACCAAAAAACAGAAAACCUCAAAUCCAACAAAACUUCAGAAGUUGGCUUCACUUGCUCAUCCAGCUCUUGGAAUGUACUCAAAUAAAUAAAUUUCAGGCCAAGAA